UCAGUUAACUGCCGGCACUGGAGCAAGCCACUUCUUGGAUAGCCCACCUUUUUUUUUCUUGUUUAUCGCGCCCUUCGGAGAUAAAUAACAAAUAUAUAUAUAACCAAUCCACUUUUAAGCGAGAGAAACACAAAAAGAUGUCGAUGCACCAGCUGCUGCUGUACUCCCUCUGCCUCUGGGCGGUGUUCGUGUUCUGUGCCCCGCAGCCCAGUGAAUCGCGUCGCGUGAUCUUCCUGAAACCCAACGGCAUCCAUCGCGGCCAGAUCCUGGCCACCCACGGCAUGGCCAAGUCCUGCCCCCAGUGCCACAUGAUCGACCAUCGCGGCAACUGCCGGCGCAUCAUAGCCUACAAUGCAGUCCAUCGCCUGCUGAUCCUGACCUUUGUGGUUCUGGCCCUGAUCUUGGCCCAGAGUCCCCGGACGACGGAGGCCCGCCGCCUGAUCUUCUACAAUCCGCACACGAAGCCCCUGACCAGCCAGCUCCUCGUCUCCCGGAGGAUCGCGAAACCCUGUCCCGCCGGCAAGAUGCGGGACCACCGGGAUCGGUGUCGUCGGGCCGUCAUCUUCGGGCGCAGCAACUGAAAAGCAAAUCUCCCCAUUUAAUGUAUACAUUUCUGCAUACAUUCCCCUACUUUUUUUUUGACCUAGCUUGUAAGCUAACUUAUUUUAGACGUAGUUGCGUCACAAUGUGACCGCCAAAAGUAUUUAUUACAUUAUUUAUUUUGUAGCCGCUAAUAAUGAUAAGUAAUAAAGUGAUGUCGAUAAAGAUAAAAACCACGCUCAAUGUUUACUUAAACCUAUUGUUAACUGAAAGUUUGCCAAUAGAUUGUUGGCUUGUCUUUGGAAUAUUUACAAAUAUUUAUUGGGUGAGAAAAAUAUAAAAUAUAACUCUGAAUAAAUGUGUAAUAUUAAAAUGCAAAUCAGUAUUACGUUUUAAAUAAAAAUCUUGUAAUUACAGCAAUAACUUUUUUUAACUUAACUUAUUUUAAUUCAGUUUGAUUAUAUCAAAGUUGUAGUUUCAAGAAUUCAGGUGACACUCAUAAUUGAAAGAAAACUCCACAGAUGACUGGUUUAUUUCCUGUAAAAUUUCGCUGUAUCCCAUGAUUCACUGAGAAACGCAGAAAUCACCUUCUGUUUUGCUUGGUAACAAGAUCCUUAGAUUGGAAAGGAAAUUCAAUAAAUUGAGCAACAUAUAUCAUAUAUAAAAUAAGAUCUUUGAAUUAUAUUUUUAAUAUCCA
Drosophila takahashii is the source of this 1237-nucleotide messenger RNA. The record is from RefSeq and is a predicted model, not a curated record. NCBI's taxonomy places the organism in Eukaryota, Metazoa, Arthropoda, Insecta, Diptera, Drosophilidae.